Molecule: messenger RNA, 1897 nt
Organism: Erpetoichthys calabaricus (reedfish)
Lineage: Eukaryota; Metazoa; Chordata; Cladistia; Polypteriformes; Polypteridae
Product: putative ferric-chelate reductase 1
Exons: 16
Coding region: 80-1804 (574 amino acids)
Molecular function (GO): oxidoreductase activity, acting on metal ions
Source: RefSeq, a predicted model, not a curated record
GUGAAAUGACGUCUGGCGGAGUUGCACUGCUUUCUUCGCCAGGCUGUUGCAAGCGGUCGACUGAAGAUCAGCGGAGACGAUGCAGAAGCAGUGCUUUCUUGUGUUCUUGCUGGUUCAUGGUGUCACUGCAUAUUCAAGUGGACUACUUCUCGAUGCAUGUAACACUAUGUUGCCUUUACAUGACAGUGUGGCUCAGAUCUCACCACCUCCUUAUGAGAUUACAACUGACAAAUCCUCAUAUAGCCCAGGGGAUGAAAUUAAAGUGACUAUUAGAGGGCUUACACAUCCAUUUAAAGGUUUCUUGUUGGAGGCUUGGCAGGAUGGAAUUAGAAAUGCUGUUGGGUCCUUUGCAGAGCCAAAUAGUGGUGAUCAGUUUCAAGGAUUACAAUGCAAUGGAGUGCCUAAUUCAGCUGUCAGUCAUACUGAUAAACUGGAUAAAACUCAGGUUCAGAUUGCAUGGAUUUCACCAACUAGCCCUUUAGGAAACAUUGAAUUUAGGGCAACAUUAGUUGAAAAUAAAACAACAUUUUGGGAGAAUGUUACCUCUGCUCUUGUACAUCAAGUUGCUCGUGAUAACUCUUCUCCUAACUCAGCCAGCUUCUCAUCUUUAAGCGAUCAAAUAAACUUUGAGGGUUUUAGCAGUCGUGCUGCCUUCUUAUCUAGUGAUGGUUGUGGCACAGUGAAGUUCUGCUUUACUAAUCCUGACGGAUGUGAUCCGAGUACAGAUUCCAGCUGUUAUUUUAUGUCUUCUACUGCACUUCAGAAUGGAACGGAUGGUUUUCAGUUUGAAAUUUCUGGCAGCUCUAAUGGUUACGUAGCUAUUGGAUUCUCGGAUGACCAGAUAAUGGGAAACGAUGACAUUUAUGCUUGUGUUCUUAAUAGUGAAGUUGUUGGGAUUCAGCAUGCAUACUCCAUUGGAGAAACACAGCUGACACCUUUGCUUCUGGGGAAUGUGAGCAACAUCACAACUUCGUACAGUGGGGGAGUAAUCCAGUGUUCAUUCAUUUCAAAAAAUGUCAUAUCAACCCAGCAGAGAGUUGCAAACAGCUACUAUUACAUUUUUUUGGCAUUUGGUCCUUCUUCAAAUGGUGUAAUACAGCAACAUCCCCAAACACCAUUUAUUAGUCCUAACAAAAUUGAUCUCCUUAGCACCCAGUCAUUAAGUGGCAGUGAAAGUAAUCCUCCUAUUAUUAAAACACACGGUGCACUUAUGCUAAUUUCUUGGAUGACAACAGGAAGUAUUGGAAUAUUAAUUGCCAGGUUUUGCAAGCAUGUUGUUAAGGGAAAAAGGAUACUUGGAAAAGACCUCUGGUUUCAGGCACAUGUUUUUCUGAUGCUGCUUACUGUAGCUGCAACAAUCACUGCCUUUGUGCUGGCAUUUGUAUCAUCUGGAGACUGGAGUGGUGGGGCACAUCCAGUUCUUGGAUGUAUUGUGAUGGGUCUUGCUUUAAUCCAGCCACUUGGAGCAAUAUUUCGCUGUGCCCCUGACAACAACAGGAGAUUCAUCUUCAAUAUCUUGCAUGCAUGUAAUGCUCUUGUAAUCAAAGUGCUUGCAGUGGCUGCAAUAUUUCUUGGCCUUGAGUUGCUUGACAGUACCAAUACGUGGAUGCGUAAAGUCAUGGGAGGAUUUGUUGGAUGGGAAUUUCUCAUAUUUAUUAUCCUAGAUGUUAAAGCAUUUAUGCAGAGGAGAGAAAUUUAUGCAAAUGUAUCACAGAUGCUAGUGGAGCCAGUAAUACUGAUCAUUUAUAUUGCUGGGAACUUGAUGUUUUUAAUUGCUCUGCUGGUUGGAAUUGGGCAAACUUAAUGAAAGAUUUAUUAUAAUGUAUGUUUACUCAUUUAAUAUUAGUGCAAUUAUCUUCAUUGUGAAUUUGUGAAUUUCCCCUUGGGAUUAAUAAAG